This is a messenger RNA of Phoenix dactylifera (date palm), 672 nucleotides long. Lineage: Eukaryota; Viridiplantae; Streptophyta; Magnoliopsida; Arecales; Arecaceae. The record is from RefSeq and is a predicted model, not a curated record.
AUGGCCACUCAAUUGUCACUUAGGUCAUUGUUAGAUAAUGAUAAGUUGACCGGUCCCAACUUUUCAAUCUGGCUUAGAAAGCUUAAGAUCGUCCUAGAACACGAGAGGACCAUGUAUAUAAUUACUGAUCCGGCACCUGAAUUGCCUCCUGCUAAUGCACGGGUAGCAAUCCGUGACGCUUACCAGAAAUGGACGAGUGAUCGGAUCACUGUCCGGUGCAUUAUGCUAGCGGAAAUGAGCGACGAAUUCUCGCGGAGAUUCGAGAGUGCUCAGCCGAACGAGAUCAUUCAAGUGUUGAAUGAAUCAUUUGGCGUCCCUGAUGAUGAUAAAAGAUAUAGUACCAGUUGCUGUAUCUUCAACGCCAAACUUAGGGAAGGGGCCUCUGUUACGGACCAUGUACUGUACAUGAUCGAGUUGAUAGAGCGCCUGAGCAAACUCGGCUUUUCCCUGCAUGAACAAUUGGGAAAGGACGCGAUUUUGAAUUCCUUGCCUGAUUCCUACCGACCAUUCCUCACUCAUUAUAGAAUGACAAAGCCUGUACUCAACUUCCAUGGUCUUUUGGGGUUGUUGCAGAACUUUGAGAAGGAUAACCAGCUCAGGAAAGGGCCGGUUAAUGUGGUUGGUGGUGGGGCAGGACGUCGUCCCUUUGGGAAAGGGAAAAAACAAAAAUAA